Messenger RNA from Eriocheir sinensis (Chinese mitten crab), 1837 nucleotides. RefSeq lists its product as uncharacterized. The coding region runs from base 779 to 1750 and encodes 323 amino acids. Gene Ontology annotation, molecular function: RNA-DNA hybrid ribonuclease activity; nucleic acid binding. Lineage: Eukaryota; Metazoa; Arthropoda; Malacostraca; Decapoda; Varunidae. The transcript has a single exon. The record is from RefSeq and is a predicted model, not a curated record.
UCCUAAGCAGGGUACCAACACUGGUGGAGUCACAACAACACCUCCAGGAGGCUGCCACAGCCAUCGCAGCCUGGGUUACCACCUGGGGCCUCACCAUCAGUCCACACAAAAGUGCCCUUAUGUGUUUCACCCUCAAGAGACUGACAGCACCACCUAGUGUCCCUAAAUGGAACACCCGUCCCCUAUGUCAGGACACACAACCUCCUAGGGCUGCGGCUGGAUGGGCCUCGCCCCACCUUGGCCAGCCACAUAGAUUAUCUGCACACACCCUGCAACAAGCAGCUGAACAUCAUAAAGAGGAUUGCAGGUGUCCGCUGGGGGGCUGGCCGAGACGUGCUCCUCCAAUUCUACCGCACCACCAUCAGAGCGCGCCUAUCGUAUGGCAGCAACAUCUAUGGGGCAGCGGCCCCCUCCAGCCUCGCCAAACUAGACACCAUCCAAAAUGCUGCCCUGAGGAUCACAAAGGGGGCCAUGCGGUCCUCCCCAGUUGUCUCCCUCCACGCAGAAAGCGGCAUCCCCCCUCUAGCCACCCACAGAAGAGAGGUGCUGUGCCACCACUACCACCGCAUCUUGAGCCUGCCACCUUCCCACCCACUCUCAAAGCUUUACAGCACCUCAGGAGUCGACCAGCACGCUUCAGUCUGACUCCCUGCAGCCCGCCAACCCCUGAUUGUGAGGGCAUUACUGGUCCACCUACUACUCCACCUCACUCCACCACCACUACAACCCAAUCAGCCCACACUCCCCCAUCCCACCCUGGCUAGACAUCUCCCACACGAUGUCCCUGUACAUCCACGACCUCCCACAUAAACCAACCUCCAGCAUUGUGGCGGCCACACACUUCCUCAAGAUGGACAGGUCCCUCUACCACCACCACUUGAAAAUCUUUACCGAUGGCUCCCACUCUCCGUUUCCACCCUCCACCGCCUCAGCCAUAUAUGACCCCAGCACCAGCACCUGCAGGACAUGGACACUACCCCCAGAGACUGACGUUCUGACGGCUGAGCUCUACGCCCUGCACCAGGCCCUCGCAUACCUUCACACCACCCAUGCCAGGGGCAAGUCUGCCAUUUACACCGACUCCCUCUCAUCACUCCACCUCCUCCUCUCCCGCCACCCAACAUCGUCGACGGCCCUGGCCCACACCAUCCAACGAGCCCUCCUCCUCCUGACAUCCGAGGGGUGGGAGGUCACCCUGCAGUGGGUGCCCUCGCACUCCGGCAUACGAGGCAACAGUAUAGCAGACGCCGCCGCCAAGAUGGCCCUUGCGGAGGUAAACAUCACGCCGCUCCCCCUACCACUCUCCACGGCCAAAUGCCUUAUCUUCCGCACCUGCCGCGCCUCCUGGGAUGACACGCUCGCCAACACCCUCCGCACCACAUCCAUGGGCCAAUACCGCACCAACUCCUCCCCACAGCCGUGGGUGAGAAAAAAGUCCCGCGUCCUAGACGUGGCCUUGACGCGCCUCCGCCUGGGCCACACACGUCUCGGCGCUCACCUCCACCGCCUGCGCCUCGUCCCCGACCCUCACUACCCCUGUGCAGGACCGUCGAGGACACCAUUGAGCACCUGCUGCUGCACUGCCCACGCCACCACUCCCAGCGAGUGUUGCUCCGACACCAACUCCGCGCCCUGGACGUGCCCACCUUUGACCUGCCCACGCUGCUGGCGGCGGCAGGCGUCCACCCAUCACGACAGGAAGCUGUCACCCGCCUCACCUGCGCCUUCCUUAGGAAGACGGGGCAGCUGACGCGCCUGUGAAGCCCUCACAGGACGACACCAGGGCUCAUGUGAGCGACUAGAUCGCCGCGGCCCUAAACAACAACAACAACAACAA